AUGGGUUUAUAUUCUCCGCCUGAUGGCUCGAAGAAUCCAAACCUGCCUCAGCUAACUCACAAAGAGGAUCCUGGGAAGCCCAAUGAUGAGAAGGCCAUACAAUUUUAUCCCAGACCUAGUUUGGGACUGCGACUCUGGGGGCCCUUAGUUCCAGCUUCCGACAACAGGACGGGGCUUUGGACGUUAGUGGGGGUACAAACGGGUAUCGGACUACUUUGCUUUCAACGCUUUAGGACCUUAGGAAGUAGAAUAAUGAAGAGAGACAUAUCCGAAUUCCCAAGUUUAAAUCGAUUUUCAACGACGCGUGGCGAUAUUUAUAUGGGCGCCCAUGUUGGUACUUCCUUUGGGGGCACUCAUUCUUUUAGAAGAGUCGGGCAUGCUGGCUCGAAUGGGUUUUUUCAGUCAGCCAGAUUCAACACAUUCAAAAGAACGAUGUACUUACUCAGUGGAUCGCUAUUGCUAAGUCAGUCUUUGCUGGAGGCGUGCAGGCUUACAAUUCUGAAAUACGACCCAUGGUAUGAAGAGGCGCACUCGGCCAGGGAAAAGCAGUUCUUUAACGACAUCGUGCGAUACUACCACGAAGGGAUCGAUCCUACAAGAUUCAAGGUGAAAGACGCUGUUAACGGGAACGUUCUGCCAUUGAAUACACCAGAGGUAAAACAAAGCGUUGCCUUUGCGCGUGCAACGGUCGAUGCCGACAGCUGGCUAAUAUCCUGGUUUGGGCCUUUGGAAUACAAGCCUAUGAGUUUUACGGAAUAUUUGGAUAGGCUAGAAUACCACUUAGAAAUGACUGAUUUCAUUCGAAACCGACACUCAAAAGAUGCGACCACACAGUUACUAGGAAGAGCUGUGACGCACAAAAAACAAGAAUAUGACGAGCUGAUGAAGAAAAACGCUCAAACGAGGCAAAAUGUGCAUUCCUUCAUGGAGUCCGCCCCAAAACACAGCAUACCCGUCACCAACAGUCCACGGCAAAGUAGUUUAAAGGGGACGAUAUUGGACUCUAGCCUGCAAGAUCCACAGGAUAUCGAUUUGGCUGAGACCUGGACAACCUUCAAUCCGUGGUUAGAUUUAGCAUUGGAGACUUCGCUAAGCAUCAAGUUUCUGCCAACCGUUCUAAUGUCGGACGAAUCCCAGGCUGAACAAAAUACUCAACUGGCGGAUGAGACCCAGACAGAAAAUAAUGCCCAUCUUACAGAAAGAGGUGAAAUGAGCGGUUCUGGAGCUAGUGGAGCUAACGGUAGUGAUCGUUAA
Molecule: messenger RNA, 1254 nt
Organism: Lachancea meyersii CBS 8951
Lineage: Eukaryota; Fungi; Ascomycota; Saccharomycetes; Saccharomycetales; Saccharomycetaceae
Source: the annotation of a GenBank genome assembly